GAAUCUUUUAUCUUGACGUAUGACGGAUCGCAACCUUCUUCCUGAUUCCUGAUGCUGUGUACCGCAGCGUAAUCAUGGCCGACGGUUCCACCCUUCCAGCCACGUCGGGAAAAGCAUCCAAUCGGCAUGGCUUCAUAUACAGGGUGAUCAGACGAGACGUGACGCCAGAAGAUCGAACUCGGGACAAGGGCGAUAGAAGGUACAGGACGCUACAUGCAUAUACUCGAAAUCGAAAGGAUGGGAUUGCCAGACCGGAUUCUACGUACAGCACGUACGAGGCACGUUAUCCCUUGGACAAAGUCGAUGAGGUCGAAGAAGCAGGGCUAGGUCCAGAGCCCCUUGAGCCAUGGGAAAGGCUCGUAGACGGCGCGGUUGUCGCAGCGGAUGAUGACCCGAAUAUCCCGUAUACCGAUUUCGACUCUCUAGACUCGUACGAUGAUAUACUCGAUCUGGAAAGAAUAGAAGUGCUGUCAUGUCGGAACAAGCUCGACCCCAAAAUGUUGGACUUGAUCCUGGACCCCUUGUUCAUGUCUGAAGAGGCAUGGCGAACCCAGAUAGAGAUCCGUGAGGGUAUUGUCGCCGACAUGAAGGAUGAGAACACCCCGCUAGGCAAGAUUGUCUCCUCGAUUGCAGGCUUCGAGAAUUCAGGCAGAGGAUCCGGCGCGGAACUUCGAAGCCAUCUCGUCGAGUUUGCCAAUGCGGUAGCAAUGCGCUUUGCUGGAUCACCUCAAGAAAGCACCGAGCAGCAUGGUGGUGGAACUUUCCAGUCGGGCAAUUCCUUCAGAUACUUCGGGUACGACAUGGCAAACAAGGUGUAUAUCGGUUUCCACGAUGUGGAAAGCUCUGGAUUUGAAGACGUCUCUUUCGGCGAAGUCAAGGUCAGCAUGGCAGCAGACCUGAAGGACUCCUUGCUAGGACGUGUUCUGGUGCAACUACGCAGAACACUCCAAAAACGAGAGGUUGUCGGCCGUGCUUUCUUCUUCACGCUCUGCGGCCCGGUCCUUAGAUUAUGGCAUGCCGAUUGCAUCCAAUACGGCACGUCAGCUGGCUACUCGUUCGCGAACCGCGAAGACUACGGGAAGAUCGUGGACAUCGUUGCUUUCUUGAGCGGGCCCGCCCAUUCACUAUUCGAACAAUGGAAACCUCCGCGAGCGGAUUCAGCAAUCGCCAUAAGAUCAAUAGAUGGCAAUCUGCAUCGUUACAAAGUGGUCGAGAUCGAACAGGUCUCCUUGACAAGCCAGAUCUGGGGACCAAGAACUGCGGUUUGGGUGGCUACGGUCGAGCCGCUGUCUCAAGGUUGCUUUUUACCUCCGAACGGUCAGGAAAUGCGACUGGUGAUCAAGAGCACGUGGAUCGAGAAACAUCUGCAUAGGCAUGAGCUCGAUGUUCUGCAUUGGAUACAGGACCAAAAGGAGUCGCUGGUGCCGGAACCAGAGCUUGAGCCGAACUUGCCUCUACCGAUCGGCUUCGUCCAGGGCGAGACGGAAGGCGGAAUAGACAUCCAAGAUUGGUCCGCUAGUGCUGAUCAGACACGUAUGUCCAUCAUCGCGACGUUCUCGGUGCCCGCUGUCCCGCUCGAGAAGGAUAUCGAUGUCCAUACGUUGUUCUCUAUUUACCGGAAUCUUUUCGAAACCUUGGACCUUCUGUCGCGAUGUGGAGUGCAUUACCGGGAUCUAAACACGGGCAAUAUACUACGAACCAUUGCUCACGGUCCUCAACAGUGUGUGCUAGUCGAUUUCGGACACGCUCGAAUUUUGAGAUCACGGAGAGGUCGGCUCGAGGACAUCAAGCGGCCCCCCGAGCCUUGGGAGGUCAAUCGGGAUGAUUAUCGGUCGGCGAAUGAAUACUUUAUGUGUAGGCGGAUACACAAAAUGUCGCUGCUCCUAGAACAUCACGACGCCUACGUCAAAGACUACGCAGGCCUUAAGAAGCGCAUCGAAGAGAGAAUGCUUACAGCUGAUGAGGCAGAUGUCGAGAGGUUACAAGGGCGGUUAGCAAAGAUGAACGCAAACAUCGCAUCGCAGCUUGAAGAACUCGAGAAGGCGUCGUAUAAUCAUCGCUACGUCGAUGAUUGGGAGUCUGCGAUCUACAUGAUGUUGUACCAACGUUAUAACUGCAAGGGUGUCAGAUCCGGCCUGGAAGAUUUGGAGAAGAUACAUGAGCUCGUUCGCAAGGAACGAUUCUGGUCCAAGGGCAUCAACAGAGUGAGGAUUAUGCCCUCCCUUUCACAUAUGUGUGUGAGCUGCACUGACCGUCUUGGACGAAUUGUCAGGCCUACGAAAUCAUGGCUCCCUAUGACCUCACUACAGAAGACAUCCAUCAACAGAUUGACGCCUGUCAAGUGGCUCUACUUGAAUCUGAAAACGCCAAAGAUGAUCCUAGUACGCAGCCACAGGACGCAGGACCGUCGGACGGAUGGAGGGAUCCUCGAGAAGCGCAGUGUUUCAAGACUAUUAUCAGCCAAAUGCGCGAAGCUGAACGCGAAUUUGAGGCCGAUGCAGCACGAGCUCGCUUGGCAUCGAUGAGCUUGACUGACAUCAAAGCUUAGCGGACUCCAAGCGACAACGCCUGACUGGAAUUUUCCGUCAAUCUCACGACUCAACGCAUUGUUACGCCUAUUGUCGUAUUCGUCCUAUCCGGCAACAUCGCCGUACCAUCUUUGUCUAAUGGUCAUCGGCUUCGCUAUCAGUAUUUCAGUGUAGUAACUCGGUCGAGUCGACAUAUAUGAUACAGUCUAGCAUGUCCUG
Messenger RNA from Filobasidium floriforme, 2747 nucleotides. RefSeq lists its product as uncharacterized. The record is from RefSeq and is a predicted model, not a curated record. Lineage: Eukaryota; Fungi; Basidiomycota; Tremellomycetes; Filobasidiales; Filobasidiaceae. The transcript has 4 exons. The coding region runs from base 75 to 2525 and encodes 816 amino acids.